UCAUGAUGCAGAAAACCACAAUGUAUUUUCUCUGUUUGUGAGCUGAUUCGAAACUAAGUUUUACGCUUUGUAACAGACCACAAAACUCUUUCUGUCUUCAUGAAAUACAACUUAUACACGUAACGAAGUGGUUUUAUUGCGGCUGGAUUUAAUUGUUAUCUUAUUCCAAUCAAUUUUUCAAGUUACAAUUUACUCAAAUUUUGAAAUUACAUUUCAUUUUUGGACAAAAAUAAGAAGCUUCUUAAGAAAAUAUUCCGUUGCUUAUUUACAAUUAUUAUCCUAAUAAAAUAUUUAUCUAGUAAUCUUGAAAAUUUCCAGCUACCAGUUUGAUCGUAUACAAAUUAUAACGCAAUUUGUAAAGAACUCGAACGAAAUAUUAUAAAAACCUGACCAAUCAUUCAAACAAGAGACUCAAAAUUGAAUUACCGUUAAUACUUCAAAAUGAAAGUAUACGUAAUCGGAAUUGGCAUGACAAACUUCGAGAAGCCAGGUCGACGUGACAAUUUCGACUACCCAGACAUGGCGUUAGAAGCAACCAGAAGUGCCCUGGAGCAUUCUGGUCUGGAGUAUUCUGACAUUCAGAGGGCGUUUGUGGGGUAUUGUUAUGGAGAUUCGUGUUGUGGACAGAAGAGUUUGUACCAGUUGGGCAUGACAGGUAUACCAAUUGUGAACGUGAACAACAAUUGUGCAACUGGAUCCUCCGCCCUCUAUUUGGCACAUGAGAUGCUAGCUGGAAACAGGAGUGACUGUGUACUGGCUCUGGGCUUUGAGAAGAUGGAGAGGGGCAGUCUGGGGGUGAAGUGGACUGACAGGGCUAACCCGGUGGAGAAUCACGUGGCUAUCAUGGCUGAAAAAUUCGGCUACGAAAGUGGACCGCCCACAGCCCAACUGUUCGGCAAUGCUGGCAGAGAACACAUGUCCAAGUAUGGAACUAAACCCGAACACUUUGCCAAGAUAGCCCAGAAGAAUCAUCUUCAUUCUACGAACAACCCAAAGAGCCAGUUCAGGGAUGAAUAUUCAUUGGAUGAGAUAGAAAACAGUGCCUGUAUCCAUGAUCCCCUCACUAAACUACAGUGUUGCCCUACUUCUGAUGGAGCUGCAGCUGCUGUGUUAGUGAGUGAGAGAUUUCUCUCUCUGUGUCGCCCUGACUUGAGACAGAAUGCGGUGGAGAUUCUCUCCAUUGCCAUGACUACUGACCUCCCGUCCACAUUCGAAGGAAGUGCCAUGAACUUAGUGGGCUACGAGGUGUCCAAAUUGGCUGCCCAGCAAGUCUACUCCAGUGCCAACAUCAGCCCACAAGAUGUAGAUGUGAUAGAACUACACGACUGUUUCUCAGCUAAUGAGUUGAUCACUUACGAGGCAUUAGGACUGUGUCCUGAAGGUGGCAGUGCAGCUUUCAUAGACAGGGGUGACAACACAUACGGUGGGAAAUAUGUGAUCAACCCGAGUGGCGGAUUGAUCUCAAAAGGACAUCCUUUAGGGGCUACAGGCAUAGCUCAGUGCGUUGAAUUGUGUCUGCACUUGAGGGGCGAGGCUGGAAAGAGACAGGUGCAAGGGGCAAAGAUUGGACUACAACACAAUCUGGGUCUUGGCGGAGCUUGUGUUGUGGCAGCUUACAAAAAGGCUAAUUGGCCGAAUGGUUUAUCAAACCGAAAACAAGAUCUGCCCAAGCUCAGAGGUGGAUCAACGACAAUAUCCGCAGAUCAAUUCAAGUGCGGGCAAAUCUUUGACGCAAUUUCAGACCAGAUCAAUGACCCCGAAAAUGUUGACCUCAUCAAAAAGGUCAAUGCUUCUUAUAAGUUCAAGGUCACUGGCAAGCAAGGUCAAGCAAUUUGGAUUGUAAAUGCCAAGUCGGAAAAGAAACCAUACGUUGAUUUUAACAAAGACGAAAAAGCUGAUUGUAUUCUAACGGCCAAAGAUGAAGACUUAUUUGAUGUUAUGACGGGUAAAACAGAUUCGAUGAAAGCUUUUUUGAGCGGAAAACUGAAGUUAUCAGGCAACCCGACGCUUGCUAUGAAAUUAAAGCAGUUUCAAGGAAAAGUUAAAGAGGCUUUAGAAAAGGCAAAAUUAGAGAAAAAAACUGAAACAGUUUCCGACAAACCAGGAAAGGGUUCCGAAAAACAGGCUAAAAAAGAAGAUAUGUCAUCAGUUCAAUUUAGCUCGGAUAAAAUAUUUGCGGAUAUUCAAUCAAAACUAGAAAUAGAUUCAAAUUUGGCUAAGAAAGUGAACGCGGUCUAUAAAUUUGUCAUCACUGACGCGAAAUCGAAUUUGAAGAAGUUUUGGUUCGUGGACUGCAAAUCGAUGGUUCCGACAGUAAAGUUCGACGCUAAUUUUGAUAUGAAUUUAAAAGCUGAUUGUACAAUCGAAACUACCGAUGAUACUUUUGUGAAGAUUAUUUCUGGAAAAUUGAAUCCCCAAAAAGCCUUUUUUAGCAAACAGCUUAAAGUGUCUGGAAAUGUAAUGCUUGCUUCAAAAUUGACUCAAUUCCAAGAAAAAGCCCAGUCUAAGCUGUAAUGUAAUUCACUAUACUUUGUACUGUACAGUUAUGUAAAGAUUUGUUGUAUGCUAAGUCACUAAACAUAAUCAGAGCUGUUAUAAAUUUAAUAUUUCUGUAUUC
Molecule: messenger RNA, 2617 nt
Organism: Symsagittifera roscoffensis
Lineage: Eukaryota; Metazoa; Xenacoelomorpha; Acoela; Convolutidae
Product: sterol carrier protein 2-like
Exons: 9
Coding region: 442-2514 (690 amino acids)
Molecular function (GO): acyltransferase activity, transferring groups other than amino-acyl groups
Source: RefSeq, a predicted model, not a curated record